CAGAGCCAAGAACACCAGGACAGGAGAAUAAAAGCAUUCAGACUAAAACAGGCUGUAGCACAGAACACACGUCUCCUCUGUGCCAGAGACAAGCACAGAGCCAAAGAAAAAUGACGAUCUUAUUGCAUCAACCGAAUGAGAAACGUGAGAGUGUGGAAGGAAUAUCCUUCAGGAAGAGGAGAGGGAGCUCUUUGAAGCCAGAGUCGUUUGUCGCCAUGAACUCGUUUCCUGAAGGCUCUUUGAUUCCAGACUACACAGAACCAGAACUUCCGCCCAGCCAUGGGAAUAAAUACCACGCCAGCAUGAAAACCCUGAUUCCUAUACGCUUCAGCUCAGGCUCGAACCCUCUGGACGAUGCCGGAUUCUUCUCCUUCACUACCUUCUCAUGGAUGACGCCCAUGAUGUGGAAGCUGUUCAGGAAUCGUCUGGAUAAAAACUCCCUCAGUCUCUCUCCUAAUGAUGGAGCGCACAAAAACGGAGAGAGGUUGUUAAGGAUGUGGGAGGAGGAGGUGGAGCGUGUGGGCAUUGAGAAAGCGUCUAUAAGCUCAGUAGUGGUGCGUUCCCAGAGGACACGCUUUAUAGUGUCCUGCAUCGCCGCUGCUUUAUUCACAAUGGCACUGUUUGUUGGACCGUCUAUUCUGAUGAACGAGAUCCUGACGUUUGUCGAGCAGUCUGACGGGUCUGCGCUGGGGCACGGAAUUGGCCUGUGUUUGGCGUUGUUCAUCUCAGAGUUCGGUAAAGCUUUCUUUGCAUCGCUUCUCUGGGCUGUGAACCUGCGCACCGCCAUUCGAAUGAAAGGAGCCUUCAGCAUGCUCGCCUUCCAGAAAAUCAUCACACUCCGAACACUAAACGACCUCACCGUAGGAGAGAUGAUCAACGUAUUAACGAGUGACGGCUACCGCAUGUUCGAGGCAGGGCUUUUCGGCACGUUUACGAUUUGUAUCCCCUUGUUGCUGAUCGUGUGUAUUAUUUAUUCAUGCUACAUCUUGGGCUACACUGCACUCAUAGGGAUCGUCACUUACCUUAUAUUCAUACCAAUCCAGUUCUUCAUCGGCCUGCUGAUCAGAGUUCUUCGGAAAAAGGCCAUCUCUGUAACGGAUAAACGUGUUCGCACCAUGAAUGAAGUCCUGACCUGCAUUAAACUCAUUAAGAUGUACGCAUGGGAGGAGUCUUUCGAAAAGAAAAUCACAGAUAUCAGAAAGAAAGAGAAGCUGCUUCUGGAGAAAGCCGGAUAUACCCAGAGUGUGAACAACUCUUUAACAGCUAUAGUUCCGUCUCUAGCCACGAUCCUUACCUUCAUAGUUCACACGGCUAUCCGCUUACCUCUGCAGCUCUCCACUGCAUAUACCGUCAUUGCUGUGUUUAACUCGAUGCGGAUGACGAUGGGUCUCCUGCCGUUCUCCGUAAAGGCGAUUGCUGAAUCCAAAGUGGCUAUGGGACGAAUAAAGAGGAUCCUGAUGAUAAAGAAUCCCGACCCCUAUCUGAUUCAGAACAAAGACUUGAACGCUGCUUUAGUGAUGGACAAAGCUUCAUUCUCCUGGACGUCCUCUGCUCCGAGCAGCCCUGAGAGCCCGGGGACUGCGGCCAACGGGGUGAUGAAGGGUAAAGGAGAGCAGGGGGAGGUCACUCAGAACGGCACACACACACAAGAUACUAAAUCGACGCUAACGAACAUCACGUUUACUCUUCCCAAGGGAAAUCUGCUUGGAGUUUGUGGGAAUGUUGGAAGUGGAAAAACCUCACUGAUCUCAAGCAUACUUGAGCAGAUGCAUCUUCAGAGUGGAUCAGUCUCAGUUAACGGAACAUUAGCCUAUGUUUCCCAGCAAGCCUGGAUUUUUCAUGGAAGUGUACGAGAUAAUAUCUUAAUGGGAGAACCUUUCGACCAAGACAGGUAUAACCGUGUUAUCCACGCCUGCAGUCUGAAGCCAGAUUUUGCUAUUCUUCCAUACGGUGACCAGACAGAGAUCGGCGAGCGUGGUCUGAAUCUAUCAGGUGGUCAGAAGCAGAGAGUCAGCCUUGCAAGAGCGGUGUACUCCAACCGAGACAUCUUCCUAUUGGACGACCCUUUGUCCGCGGUCGAUGCCCACGUUGGGAAGCACAUCUUUGAGGAGUGCAUCAAGAAAGAGCUGAAGGGCAAGACGGUGAUCCUGGUCACACAUCAGCUUCAGUACUUGGAGUUCUGUGAUGAGGUCUUGCUUUUGCACCACGGGAAGAUCAAGGAAGCCGGGACGCACAGAGAGCUGAUGAUAGCGCAGGGUCGAUAUGCACAUCUCAUCAACAACUACCAGAUGGAACAGAGCGAUGACAAAAAGGAAGAAGCCCCAGUGAGCCAGUCUGACUCCAGCGAGCAAAGCAAACAAGGCAGAGAUCGGUCGAUGAGCGGCGGAGUCGUGAACGCAGCUUUCGACAUGACGGAUGAGACAGUUAAACCAGACGACUCAGCAGCCGAGACUGAGGAAACAAAAGAGGGGGAAGACCAGCUCGUCUCCAAGGAGAUGUCUCAGGAAGGAUCGGUCACUUUCAGAACUUACCACAACUACUGCCAGGCUGCUGGAGGUUACUUUCUCUUGUUCUUUAUCAUGCUAUUCUUUAUCCUGCUGGUGGCAGCGACUGCCUUUAGCAACUGGUGGCUCAGUUACUGGCUAAGUCAAGGAUCUGGGCUGAAUACAACAAACACCACCUCUGACGUCGGUGACAUUUCUCUAAAUCCAGAUCUAGGCUUCUAUCAGAUGAUAUACGGCCUGAUCGUGGUGAUCAUGGUGGUGCUGAGCGUUCUGAAGGGUUACACCUUCACUAAAGUGACGCUGCACGCUUCUUCUAAACUUCACGACACCAUGUUCAGGAGGAUCCUGGCCAGCCCGAUGAGCUUCUUCGACACGACCCCUACUGGCCGCAUGAUGAAUCGCUUCAGCAAAGAUCAGGACGAGAUCGACGCCGUCUUGCCGUUCAACAUGGAAAACUUCAUGCAGUUCUGCCUCAUAGUCAUCUGCACUCUCUUGACCGUGGUCAUCGUCUUUCCCUACAUCCUCAUCGCCGUGGCUAUACUGGGAGUCAUCUUCACUGCCAUCCUCUACGUUUUCCAGAGGAGCAUUCGAGAGAUGAAGCGGCUGGAGAACGUGAGUCGGUCCCCGUGCAUCUCUCUCACGACCUCGGUUAUCCAGGGCCUGACCACCAUCCACGCUUACGACAAGAGAGCACAGUACACAGAAAUGUUUAAAACAAUGAGCGACCAUAACAGCAAUCACUUCCUGUUGUUUAACUGCGGAACGCGUUGGUUGUCCUUUUGGCUGGACUUCCUGUCUGCCACGGUUGCUCUGACGGUAGCGCUGUUUGCCGUGCUCACCCCUAAUGAUGUCAUCAACCCUUCACUCAAGGGUCUGGCGUUAUCGUAUACCAUACAGUUGACCGGCAUGCUCCAGUACGUCGUGAGGCUCUCUACGGAGGUGGAGGCCAAGUUCACCUCAGUGGAAAGACUGCAGGAGUACAUCACGGGCUGUGUGUCUGAAGCUCCACGCAAAGUCAAAGACGUUAACAUCCCUUCAGGCUGGCCACAAGAGGGCACUAUCACUUUUAAAAAGUACAGCAUGAGGUACAGAGAGAACACGCCCAUAGUGCUCGAUCAGCUCGACCUCACCAUCAAACCACGCGAGAAACUCGGCAUCGUGGGCCGGACCGGAUCAGGUAAAUCGUCUCUCGGUGUGGCUCUGUUUCGCCUGGUGGAGCCAGCAGAGGGCACUAUUCUGAUCGACACUAUGGACAUCUGCACUUUGGGCCUGCAGGACCUGCGCAGUCAGCUGUCCAUCAUCCCACAGGACCCGGUCCUCUUCAUCGGCACCGUCAGGUAUAACCUCGACCCGUUCAAUAAGCACACGGAUGAGGAGCUCUGGAAGGCUCUGGAGAGAACCUACAUGAAAAAUGCAAUUUCUAGUCUGCCACAGAAGCUGGACUCGGCAGUCGUGGAGAACGGCGAGAACUUUUCUGUAGGAGAGAGACAGCUCAUGUGUAUGGCCAGGGCACUGCUCCGCAAUUCCAAAAUCAUUCUGCUGGACGAGGCGACAGCGUCUAUAGACUCGGAGACGGACAGUCUGAUCCAGCACACCAUCCGAGACGCCUUCCAGCACUGCACCAUGCUGACUAUAGCGCACCGCAUCAACACCGUGCUCGAGUGUGACCGCAUCCUCGUCAUGGACAAGGGCAAGGUUGUUGAAUUUGAUCGGCCGCAGGAUCUCAUGCAAAGACCAGACUCUGCCUUUGCGUCACUCUUAGCAGCAGCCCAGAGCGUCAACUCCUGAAACACACACACACACACACACACGGAUCAUCUGCGCAGAUUUCCUGUGCUCUGCUCAUCAUUACCCCAGGCAGGAGUCAGAUUUACACACUCUGUUUAUCCAUAAACACUCAGCAGAGGGCGAUGAGACAAUGGCACUUUAUGAUGAUUAGAAACAUCUUUAAAGCCGAGUGUAGAAGUAGGAGAACAUCAUGUGCUCCUUAUGACUGUUUAGUGCCUGGAGGAGGACGAGUGUAUUUAACGUUAAUAUGAAAUCUCGGACGUCAACACACUUAUACUGUAACUCCUCCUUGUUUGUAGUUCUUAUACACUAUCUAUUUUUUUACAUUAAUAUACAACUAUACUUGUACUCUUCAUGCAUUUCACACACACACACACACACACACACACACAUGUAUGUCUUACUUGAGUCACGCAAUGAAACCACACCUCAGGGUUUUAUCAGCAUGGUGUUUGAUUUGCACUUGUUUUUUUGUAUGAUGAGCUUCAGCUCUUGCUCGAGUUCUAACAGGACUAAAACGGAUGUGUAUUGGAAAUAUUUAUUGAUUUUAUAUGUAUGUGUGUAAAUAGGCUCUACAUGUGUAUAUAUACUGUAUAUAUUUCUGUAAUCUGAACUGAAGGUUCAAAAUGUUAACACUGAUAUUUUUACAUUCCUAAUAAAUGCAUUUCAAUUGAAAUAAUCAUAAUAAUAAUAAUAAUAAUAAAAAAUAUUAAAAGGUUUACACCGUGUGCAUUUCUCGAGGUGAACACUAGGUAGCGUCGGUCCUCCGCGUUAACCGAGCAGGUUGAACCCAGGUUGCAUCAUUGAAGGCACUUCCUGAUGAAACGAGGUGAAAUUUCAGCAGGGCCGAAGAGUCCAGACUGCUCAGAGAUCCAGGAGCGCUUCUUUAACUUCACAGACAGACGAUGAUGAAAAAAAC
Molecule: messenger RNA, 5211 nt
Organism: Clarias gariepinus (North African catfish)
Lineage: Eukaryota; Metazoa; Chordata; Actinopteri; Siluriformes; Clariidae
Gene: abcc12
Product: ATP-binding cassette, sub-family C (CFTR/MRP), member 12
Exons: 31
Coding region: 111-4292 (1393 amino acids)
Biological process (GO): transmembrane transport
Cellular component (GO): membrane
Molecular function (GO): ABC-type transporter activity; ATP hydrolysis activity; ATP binding
Source: RefSeq, a predicted model, not a curated record